Messenger RNA from Helianthus annuus (common sunflower), 953 nucleotides. Its product is annotated as N-acetyltransferase 9-like protein. Bases 69 to 662 code for a protein of 197 amino acids. Gene Ontology annotation, biological process: protein acetylation. NCBI's taxonomy places the organism in Eukaryota, Viridiplantae, Streptophyta, Magnoliopsida, Asterales, Asteraceae. The transcript has 6 exons. Gene Ontology annotation, molecular function: N-acetyltransferase activity. The record is from RefSeq and is a predicted model, not a curated record.
GCCCAAUACCCCAGCUUCACUUUCUUCUUUACUCACCACCACCGAGGUUGCGUAACUGUGAGGGGAGAAUGGGGGUGAGCUUGGAGGGUUCGAAAGUGAUAUUGGUACCCUACAUGAAACAACACGUACUCAAUUACCAUGAAUGGAUGCAGGACCCGUUUCUACUUCAAACCACCGGGUCGGAUCCUCUCACCCUUGAAGAAGAGUACCAGAUGCAGCUUUCUUGGACCCAAGACCCCCUCAAGUGUACUUUUAUUAUCUUGGAUAAGGGUUUGAUUUCUGGCAAGUUUAAUCAUGGUGAUCCUCAUGUUGAAGCCAUGGUAGGUGAUGUAAAUAUGUACAUGAACGAUUUGGAAGAUGCCCAACUGGGUGAGAUUGAAAUCAUGAUAGCUGAGCCUAAAAGUCGUGGCAAAGGACUUGGGAAGGAAUCUGUGUUAAUGAUGUUAGUGUUCGCCAUUGAAAACCACAAAAUCAACACCUUUCGUGCCAAAAUCGGUGAUUCGAAUGAAGCUUCUUUGAACAUGUUCCGUAAACUGGGCUUCAAGGAGGUCUCUCACAGUGAAAUCUUCAAAGAGGUAACGCUUGAGCUUCCAGUGACAGCAGAAAAGAGCAAGGAGUUGCUUCAGUUGGUUGGGGGGGAUAUGGUUAAGUAUAUUUCAUAGGCUUCAAAACAGUCAACUUUUAAGAUCGAAACUUUAAACUCCUUAGUUGUGUUGUUGCCGCAAACUUUGAAGUUGAUGUCAAAUCGGAUGUUCCUGUUGUAUAUAUGAUGAUGCGGAAUCACUCUAUAGACUAUAGAUAAGUGCAGUGACUCGGGUAUAACUUGUUGAAAGCCAGUAGUGUUGCUUUUGAACCCAUCAUGCCAGUUUGGUCCAUGUUGAAAGCCUUUAGUGGUUUGUCCUUGGCCUUUUAUUAUGUAUUCUUAAUAUUUAACUUCUUUUUCAUGCUCUCUU